Pelodiscus sinensis (Chinese soft-shelled turtle) is the source of this 1434-nucleotide messenger RNA. RefSeq names its product 2',3'-cyclic nucleotide 3' phosphodiesterase (gene CNP). Gene Ontology annotation, molecular function: 2',3'-cyclic-nucleotide 3'-phosphodiesterase activity. Gene Ontology annotation, biological process: cyclic nucleotide catabolic process. The record is from RefSeq and is a predicted model, not a curated record. Gene Ontology annotation, cellular component: cytoplasm; membrane. NCBI's taxonomy places the organism in Eukaryota, Metazoa, Chordata, Testudines, Trionychidae.
UGUCUAAGCCAGAUUGAUGCUACGUAUGCUCCGAGCAGCUUGCUAUCUUUGUAGAGCACAAAACUGUGUACCAAACGGUCAUAUUAAGAUCGCCACUGCCUUUGUAGUGGAGGCGGAGAAGGCGUGCUGGCACUCCCCUAACAACAACAGAGGCUUUAGCCGGAAGAGCCAUACAUUCCUGCCUAAAAUAUUUAGAAAAAUGUCUGCUCAAUCAUCAAAAGACAGACCUGAAAAUCUGCAGUUUCCAUUCCUUGAUGAUGAUGCUACCAUUUCUACAGUCAAAGAAUCUAAAACCGUUUUUAUCAUAAGAGGCCUGCCUGGCAGUGGAAAAUCCACCCUUGCCCGGGCUAUUCAAGAUCAGUAUAAGGAUGCCUGCAAGGUCAUUUCUGCUGAUAAUUAUAAAAUUAUACCUGCAAUAAGAAGCUCCAUUCCUGAAGAUUAUUCAAAGUUGGAUGAGGAUUUAGACAACUAUUGCAAACGAGACAUCAGUGUUGUUGUUGUGGAUGAUACUCACCAUGAACGGGAACGGCUAGAUCAACUCUUUGAUAUUGCUGACAAAUACCAGUACGAAGUCCUCUUUGUGGAACCCAAAACACCUUGGAAGAUGGAUUGCUUGCAGCUUAAGGAUAAGAAUCAAUGGAAACUAUCUGUUGAAGAUCUGAAGAAGAUGAAACCAAGCUUGGAGAAAGAUUUCCUGCCUGUGUAUUAUGGAUGGUUUUUGAGCAAAAAGAGCUCUGAGCAUUUGAGGAAGACUGGGCAAGCCUUUUUAGAUGAGUUAGGAAAUCUUAAAGCAUUCAAAAAGGAGUCUAAGUACUUUCUUCCUGACGAAGAUCCCAAAAUAAAAUUGGACCUGACUGGCCACUUUGCGAAAAGGCCACCCGGCGUUUUGCACUGUACGACAAAAUUUACUGACUUUGGAAAGGCUUUGGGAGCUGACGAAUAUGCACAACAAGAAGUUGUGAAGGCUUCCUAUGGAAAAGCCUUUACCCUGACUAUCUCUGCACUGUUCCUCACAACAAAAACGGUGGGUGCUCGUCUGGAACUGAGCGAGCAAGAACUGUUGCUGUGGCCUGGAGACGUGGACAAGAUACUGCCUAUAGACAACUUGCCCAAAGGCAGCCGGGCUCACAUUACCCUGGGAUGUGCCAAUGGCAUCGAACCUGUCCAGACUGGGAUUGACUUGCUGGAGUUUGUCAAGCUGGAAAAGGCAGGGAACAAAGGUGAUGAGGUUGAGGAAUUGGGUGGAGGGAAACUGCUGUACUUUGGCAAUGGCAUGUGGAUGCUCCUUUUGUCUAAAAAGAUUGAAGUGAAGGCUGUUUUCUCAGGUUACUAUGGCAAGGGAAAGCUAGUGCCUACUCAGGGCAGUAGCAAACGAGGCUCUGCCUUUAAUCCCUGCAUUAUCAUCUAAGUGCUCAAGCUGUGCAGGGUUUUUUA